AUGAACCCAGCCAACGCCCAGGACCAAACUGCCGCCGCCGUGAUCCAAAAGGAGCUUGAGAAAAGAAGGGAGAUAGAGCUCUUGUGGAGAGUUGCCCACAAAAAAAACGAGGUCGUCAAGUUGCACGACGAUGGACCGUCCGCCUUCAAGCCGGUUGCCUCGAAGGAGAAACCAGCCGCCCAAGCCGAUCUUCUCGACAUGUUCGAGCUCGUAGGUUGCAACGAAAAGCCUGCUCCUUGUCCAUCAACUUUUGAGGAGCCCGAGCGCCAGGAGGCGGAGCUCUCGCCUUCGUGGAGCUAUUCGAUUUCCUCCCCAAGCUCGGAGGACAAUGGAAUUAAGAAGCGAAUUUGA
This is a messenger RNA of Caenorhabditis remanei, 351 nucleotides long. RefSeq lists its product as uncharacterized. The record is from RefSeq and is a predicted model, not a curated record. The transcript is spliced from 3 exons. NCBI's taxonomy places the organism in Eukaryota, Metazoa, Nematoda, Chromadorea, Rhabditida, Rhabditidae. The coding region runs from base 1 to 351 and encodes 116 amino acids.